AUGGGGCCUGGUGCCUUCCAGGAAGGCCCGGGCAGUGGGAAGGAGGCAGAGGGUCAGGCUCGGAGCCGGGGCCAGCUUUCGUGCGCCAUGUCGCUGCAGAGUGUAGAGGGGCAGGAUGAAAGUCCUGACCUGGGCAAGUGUGACGUGGAGAACCUUCUGGAAAAGUUGGACCAGGAUGAGUUAAAGCACUUCAAAUCUCUGCUGAGGCGGUGCAUCGAGUCGGCAGUGGACCUGCAGGAGUUCCCCUGGUGUGACAUGGAAGAGGCCAGCAGUAGGAAACUAGCCGAAAUUCUGAAGGAAAGAUUGCCGGGUGUGAGACUGAAGAGGAUGAUCCUGAGCAUCCUGGAGAAGAUGAAGCGGACAGAACUGUCUCAGAUCCUAGAGGAUGUUCAGACAUCAGUAACGGAAGAACAGAUGCAGGGGGUAGAACCGAAAGGCUGUGAGGUAGAAGAUCCAGACAAAACGGAAGAGCGGAGAGAUGUGAGAGACACCGUGGCUAUGGCCUGGAAGAGUAAAUUCAGUGUAGAGAGCACCGACCUGCUCGGCACCGACCUGCUCAGCGUCAUAGACAGAAACCGGAAGUUGAUACCAUUUCUGCCUCCCCGGUCUGUCAUCCAGCCAAAGGUGGUGGUGCUGUAUGGCCCCCCGGGCAGUGGGAAAACCACACUGGCGAAGAAGUUGGUUCUGGAGUGGGCGGAGGGCAGUCUGGACUACCCCUUCUCGUGGGUCUUCUACCUCAGCUGCAGGGAGCUGAGCCACAUGGUGCCCUGCUCGUUCUUGCAACUGCUCUCCCUGGACUUCCCUGAGUUGGACAGUGACAUCAUGCGGUUUCUGGAGGAACCCCAGGAUGCCCUGUUCGUCGUGGAUGGCUUUGACGAGAUGACGCUCCCCAAGUGGGACCUCGCAGAUAAUCUUUGCACGGACUGGCUGGAAGAGAACCCCGUGCCAGUCUUGCUGGUCAGCUUGCUGAAGGGGAAACUGGUCCCCAAGGCCACCCUGCUGGUCACCACACGGCCCCGGGCCCUGCGGGACCUCAUCCCCCUAGCCGGCCAGCCACGCUUCCUCUGUAUCCAGGGCUUCUCAGAGGAGGAUAAGCAGGAGUACUUCCGCCAGCAUUUCAAAGACCAGGCCCAGGCCCAGAGAGCCCUGGAGGCCCUGAAGAGCAAUGAAACUCUGUGGGCCAUAAGCACGGCACCUGCCAUGUGCAGGCUGCUGUGUGCCUGUCUGCAGCCACAAAUGGAGAGGGGUGUUGACCCCGCCUGGGCCUGCCAGACCUCCACCGGCCUGUUUCUCCAGUUGUUCUGUGACCAGUUUCGCCCUGGCUCCAGUGACCUGGCCCACGGGCUGGAGUUCCUGUGCUGCCUGGCUGCCCAGGGGCUGUGGACGCAGGUAUCUGUGUUCUACCUGGAAGAUUUGGAGAAACUUGGGGUGCACAAGUCCAUGCUCCACCCUUUCCGGGCCAAUCACAUCAUUCAGAAGGACUGGAUCUAUGGGUCAUGCACUUACUACUUCAUUCACCCCACCGUCCAACAGUUCUUGGCUGCCCUGUUCUACAUCCUGAAGCCCAAGGACAGCAGAGGCGAAGGCUGCCAUCUCGGGGACGAUAACAUCAAAGACAUGAGCAUGCUGUUCUCCCAAGAGGCACAGAUGAAGAACCCCGACCUGGCCCAGACAGCCCUCUUCCUGUUUGGCCUCUUGAACAAGAAGAGGGCCCAGGAGCUGGAGGCGGUCUUCGGCUGCCAAACGUUCGUUGCAGAGAUCAGACAGGAGCUGCUGGAGUGUCCGCUUGAGAAGACCAAGCCCUUCCUCUUGCAAAUGGAGCGGAGCCAGGUCUUCUCCUGGCUAUAUGAAUCUCAGGACAAGGAGCUGGUGGAAGAGGCUCUGGCUCCCUUUGAGGAAAUGUCUCUGAUCUUAAAGAGCCAUCAGGAUCUUAUGCACGCCUCCUUCUGCCUCAAGCACUGCCGAGGCCUGCAUAGGCUCACGGUACAGGUGGUCAAGGGGCUGUUCAAGGAAGACAGCGCUCAGCUGAGCUGCUACCUUCAAGAUGGGAGGUUUCAACUUGGCAGCACACUUGCCCUGUGGCUUGAUUUUUGCUCUUCCAUUUGCUCCAACCUGAACCUGAGAGCUUUGACCAUCAACCAGAGCUUUCUGAGCUCCGCCUCCUCGAGGCUGCUCAGCCAAUACCUGGGCUAUAAGACCUGCCUCGUGAAAAAAGUAGUCAUUCAGUACAUCACCCCUGAGAUCGCCUACCAGGACUUGUGCCUGGCCCUCAUUGGCAAGGAGAGCCUCACCCACCUGGCCCUGGAGGGCCGUGUCCGGGAAGACAAGGUGCGCCUGCUGCUGAUGGUGGGCGAGAUGCUGAAGAAUGAGAAGUGCCGCCUGCAGUCCUUGAGGCUGGGGACAUGCUGUGACGUCAGCCCCCAGCAGUGGGCCAACUUCUUCCUGGCCGUCCAAGCCUGCCAGUCCCUGACUGACCUGGACAUUGCGGACAAUGAGAUUCUGGACUCGGGCUCCAAGCUGCUCUGCCAGACCCUGUUGCGGCCAGGGUGUGCCAUGCAAAAACUGUCCCUGGAGAACUGUCAGCUCACCCAUAUCUGCUGCAAGGACUUUGCCUCCAUCUUCAUCAUCAGCCAGCACCUGACACAUCUAAGCUUGGCCGGCAAUGACCUCGGGGAUUUCGGGGUGAAAAUCCUGUGUGAGGGCUUGUUUCAUGCUGGUUGUCAACUGCAGACCUUGGUGUUGCGUCGUUGCAAAAUCGGGGUAGAAGGCUGCCAAAGCCUCUCCGCGCUUCUCCAGGAAGGCUGCAGCCUCACCAGCCUGGACCUGAGUCUGAAUUCCAUCAACGCUGGGCUGCUCGUGCUCUGUAAUGCCUUAAGGAAUGGAAAAUCCAUGCUAAGAACCCUCGGGCUCUGGGGCUGCUUCAUCAGUCCUCUGUAUUGCCAGGAGCUUGCUUCCACCCUCACCAUCAACCAGGAGCUGCACCUGCUGGACUUGGGCCAGAAUAACUUGGGGCAGGCUGGAGUCAAGGUGAUCUUGGAAGCUUUAAAAACUAGCAACACUGGUCUGAAGACUCUCAGGUUGAAGGUGGAUCCGUCAAAUGAGAAGAUCAAGAACCUCCUGCAGGAAGUGAAGGCCAGCCACCCCGGCUUGGUGAUCGAAGAGGUGACCAACUCCAUGGCGCUGUCCUACUGGGACUUCUUUUCUCUGAGUCCCUGAUGCUCUUCUCCCGGUGGAGUCUGGGAAGGCCCAAGGGUGCCACUGCUGAAGGACACAGCAUCCCCAGCACCCAGCACUGUUGUCUUCCUCACAAGCCAUGUUCUUCACUUUUGACCAGAGUUCUCUCGCAUGGAUAAUAAACAAA
Messenger RNA from Perognathus longimembris pacificus (Pacific pocket mouse), 3361 nucleotides. RefSeq names its product NACHT, LRR and PYD domains-containing protein 7-like. Bases 1 to 3216 code for a protein of 1071 amino acids. The record is from RefSeq and is a predicted model, not a curated record. NCBI's taxonomy places the organism in Eukaryota, Metazoa, Chordata, Mammalia, Rodentia, Heteromyidae. Gene Ontology annotation, molecular function: protein binding; ATP hydrolysis activity. Gene Ontology annotation, biological process: regulation of inflammatory response. The transcript has 12 exons. Gene Ontology annotation, cellular component: cytoplasm.